GUCUCAGUUGCGCCGACAUUUUGAAGACUGACUCCUCAGAGCUGCUCAGUCACAACUUUUGCAGAAAAAAAGGCCAGAAAUCAACAUAUUUGUGAACUCUGCUCAGUUGAACAGUCUGGAUAAUAAUGGCAACACAGAACACCAACAUCUCAUCUAAAUAUGAUGACAUUGUCUCCAGAAGUAUUCGAAUGUAUGCAGGACCUCCUGCCAUCUACCAGCUGAGACCAAAGAAAGAGAAGUUUGGAACUCUGACAAAAAUGACUGUUGGUGAGAAAAAUCCAAACAAGACCAAUAAAACCAUCUUACUUGUGGGUGAAACAGGAGCUGGAAAAUCUACUCUGAUCAACGCUCUGUUCAACUACAGCAUGGGAGUGAAGUUUGAGGAUGAAGUCUGGUUUCAGAUCGUAGAAAAGGAGACAGGGGGUGACUGUCAAAGUCAGACAACAGAUGUGAUCGUGUAUGAGAUCUUUGGUUUUGAAGAUGAAACUCUGCCCUACUCUCUGACCAUCAUCGAUACUCCUGGAUAUGGAGACACCAAAGGGAUUGAACGUGAUGUCAUUGUCAGCCAAAGAUUAUUUGACCUGUUUCGAUCAGAGGAUGGAGUUCAUGAAGUUCAUGCAGUGGGUCUGGUGAUGAAGGCAAGUGAGAAUCGACUGAGUGACAGGCAGAGGUACAUCUUUGAUUCAGUGAUGUCUCUGUUUGGAAAAGACUUAGAGAAAAACAUUGUAGCUCUGAUCACACACUCAGAUGGAAGAAGACCUAAAAAUGCUCUAAAAGCUCUUAACGUGGCAAAACUUAAAUGUGCCACAAAUAAAAAGAAUGAGCCAGUUCAUUUCUUGUUUGAUAACUGCCAGGACGAAGACCGAACAGAGGAUGAGCUAGACGAACUGAAGCAUUCGUAUGAUGUCACAGAAAAAGGAAUGUAUCAGUGGAUGGACUUCAUAACAGGAAUUGAACCUCAACAGCUGGGCACAACUGUGGAUGUUUUAAAUACACGUAUCACACUGAUAGCCUGCUUUAACAACCUGCAACAGCGGAUUGAGCUGAUUGAUUUAAAGCACAGAAAGAUCCAACAGGCUGAGGAAGUUUUGAAGAAAUAUGAGGAAGACUUGAAAAAAGAUGAAAACUUCACUGUAGAAGUUGAUGAGAUUUACAAGGAAAAAGAACCUGUCGCAGGUGGGAUAUGGUGGUAUAUGUUUUUUGAAGGAGCUGUCUGCUGUACAGUCUGUGAGGAGAACUGUCACUAUCCUGGAUGCACAAUGGCCUGGAAACCUGAACAAUGUGAGGUGAUGAAAGACGGAUGCUGCAUUGUUUGUACCAACAGGUGUCAUGCAUCACAUCAUGUGAAAGAAAAGUGUAUCUAUGUGACUAAAACAAGGAAAGUGAAAAAAACAAUGGAAAUGUUGAAGAAAACAUAUGAAGUAAAGCAACAGGAGAACAUGACCCUUUUGAUGGUUCUUAAAAAACAGAAAGAAGAGCAUGAAGUGGAGAAGAAUCAUUUGCUGGAUGAGGCCUACCAACAUGUUGUCAAGCUGCAACAGAUUGCCCUGAAUGUUAAUUCAGUUUCCACUCACAUUCAUUUGGAUCUCCUGAUAGAGAAGAUGGAGGAGAAAGGAGACACGGGAAAGGUCCAGAAAUUGCUGGCGAUGAGAAGCGGAAUUGAUGAAGGAGUACAGACAAUGCUGCGAUACUGUUAUGGAAAACUAACAUCAGCUGGGAAAGCAGUUAGAGAAGUACUGAAUUAUGCAUCUUCACAGCAGACCGAGACACCUGUGUAGAGUACAAACUCUACAUUUUUCAUUCAAAUGAUUAAAUAUCAAGAAUACACAUUAUUUCACUAUAUCACACUUGACAUUCUUUUGGUUAUUUUAGAAAAUACAGUUGAUUUCUUAACUCUCUAUAUGGAUUACUAUCUUAGAUAUAUCACAUGAUUAAUGAUAUCAUGUGAUUUGAAAGGCUUGUGAUAUGACAUAAAAAGCAGGAAUGUCCAGCAAGCUUACCGGAAACAGAGUCAUCACUGCUGCAUCCUGACAGUAGCUCUGAAGAAGAGGUUACCUUGAUCACCCUAAAAAAACAGCAGAUGAAUAUUUUUGUAAAUAGAAGCUCUUAAUCUAGGUUCAGGUCUGAUACAACUAGUCCUUCCCAUUUUUUUUUUUAAAUUUUAUUGUAUAUUUUUUAUUCUGUCCUCUUUCUUUUUGGUUAAAAAGACAUUAACUGUUUGUGGUCUAUUACAUGAAAACCCAAUAUGUCUUU
Messenger RNA from Oreochromis niloticus (Nile tilapia), 2253 nucleotides. RefSeq lists its product as uncharacterized. The transcript has 3 exons. NCBI's taxonomy places the organism in Eukaryota, Metazoa, Chordata, Actinopteri, Cichliformes, Cichlidae. The record is from RefSeq and is a predicted model, not a curated record. Gene Ontology annotation, molecular function: GTP binding. The coding region runs from base 126 to 1778 and encodes 550 amino acids.